This is a messenger RNA of Batrachochytrium dendrobatidis JAM81, 1932 nucleotides long. RefSeq lists its product as uncharacterized. Bases 1 to 1932 code for a protein of 643 amino acids. The transcript is spliced from 2 exons. Lineage: Eukaryota; Fungi; Chytridiomycota; Chytridiomycetes; Rhizophydiales. Gene Ontology annotation, molecular function: serine-type peptidase activity; protein binding; endopeptidase activity. The record is from RefSeq and is a predicted model, not a curated record. Gene Ontology annotation, biological process: proteolysis.
AUGGUUCUUUUUUUGGUAACAGUUUUAGCUGCAAUAUCUUGCAUCAAUGCUCAAACUCUUACAACACAACCUGAUGCAACAUCAACACCACCUGCUGCUAUUAAAGAUACUUGGUCUGACUAUAGACCCAUCAAACUCGAUCGUGAUGCUGGAUUGUUUACCUUUUUGCCAUAUAAUCUUGAACAGCGAAAAAUUCUAAUGUCGAAUGCCGAAAAUGCAUGGGUUAAUUUUGAAUCAAAAAUAGAGCAUCAUGGCCAAAAGGCAAAUCCGUAUCCUGCUCUUGAGCAUAUCCGAAACAAUAUCGGAACCCUUACUGAUAAACAGCUCCAGCUUGGGUUAUUGGAUGCAUUCACUCGAACUCGCGACGCACAUACUACCAUGACGUUAGCUGGUCCGUAUAGUUGUUUUUUCGUUACCAUAGGAGUUUAUUUCCAAUUUAUUGAUGGUCCAGGCAAUAUGAUCAAAAACCCAACAAUCGUCGUCAGCCAACCCGUCAAUCGUGAAAUAUUUGACCUACUACGUAAUACUGCUUAUAGCCAAAUUAGAGUUGGAGAUCGACUUGUCAGUAUUAACGGCCUCACUUUUUACCAGUGGAAAAGCAAACAUCGAAAUGUCAUUGGUGGGUCCACCGAGUCUCAUAGUCAGCGUCUAGCAUUAAAAUACUUGACCUUCAGAUAUGGAUCUGAUACCCCACUUCCUGAUGAAAACUCUAUCAAGCUUAAACUCAAAUCUCGUGGCGACAUCAUAUACGAAGUUGAUAUACCGUACAUGUCUGUAUAUCAAUAUACCUGUUGGGAGUACUCGAGCAAACUUUACACACAGCUGACAGGCGUGAAUCUUGAUAUACAUUUACAAAAUACAGUUGCUGUAAAAUCCAAUAGUCAUGUAUUGUCGAUCAAAACAGUCGAUGAUCGUACCACAAGUUCCCAAUCUACCAAGUCAUUGGUCGCUGCUCGCCGUAUUCGAAAACGGGAUCAAAGCAGUCAGGAUCAAGAUACAGGACGAUUGUCAAAACGUGAUUUACAGAUUACAUUUUAUGAAACGAGUAUACUCGAACUAUCUUGGGCAAUUUGGAACCCUGACAGCCAAAACAUGGGAAUAAUCAAAUUGACAUCGUUCGGGUGUACAUCCCGCACAACAAACUUGGUGUCAGUUUUUGAAGGAAUUCGUGUAGUGAAAAGACUAUUGAAGACAGUACUCAAAAACACCAAUUCUAUUUUGAUCGAUGUUCGUGAAGGUGGUGGUGGAAGUGUGGAUUUUGCAAAUGCCAUUCCACAGUUUUUCAAAAGCAAUAUUAAGCCAUUUGAAGUGAAAUAUCUCAUAAGCGACGUCACAUACAAUAUAUUUGUAAAUAUGCCCAUAGAUUUGAAAUCGUCUCGUAAUGCUUGGUUCAAAACACCACCCAAAAGCAAGUACUCGAUAUUGCAUGAUUUUACGGAUCCGAAAAUGAUCAGCACUUACGAUCAGGUUUAUGAUAAACCAAUGGGUGUAUUUACCAGUGGUAAUUGCGCUUCUGCAUGUGAAAUCAUGACAGGAACUGUGCAGUCGCAUGACAUUGGAACAGUGUUUGGUGAGGAUGUCACAACAGCUGGCGCUGGUGCAAAUAUUUGGAGUUUAGAUCCAGAACUUAUCACUCAUGAUCCGACAGACUUUAAACCAGUGCCAUUCAAAAAAGAGCUGACAUCUAGUACCAAAGAAACAUUUUACAACAAAAUGACUGUAGGUAAUCGAGCAUUUGUUCGUAAUGACAAGCAUAAAGAAAAGUGGAUUGAAGAUACUGGCAUCGUAUCUGACAUUGUAAUCCGACCAAAACUGAAAGAUAUUCUUCCUGACGUAACGGGUAACUCACAGUACGAUUAUAUUGGUAAUUAUUUGAUUGGGAUUGAUGAAAGACCAGCCAAAACAGCUUGCAAUCUUUGGGGAAUUCUGUAG